AUGAAUGAUGCAUCGAAGAUGGAGAGAGCGAAAUAUCCAUAUGUAUGUGAGCAGAAGUUAAAUGUUGCUACCCCUAUUACUACCUACCCACCACCACCAUCUCCACCUCCACCUCCUCCACCGUCGCUUCCACCCCCACCGAAAUCUAACCAUAGUAUACCACCUCCUCUACCUCCACCAAAAUGUAACCCAUGUCCUUGUGCAUGCAUAUGCCAACCAUCUCAAGCUCCGGCACCCCCACCGCAUUAUUAUUGGCCUACUCCUCCACCUAUAUCACCAGGACCACAAUCACCACCGGGUCCAUCUGACCACACUGUUAUUAUAGCUGUAUUCGUCUCACUAGGAGGCGCCUUCUUCCUUGCGUUCCUAGCCGUUGGUCUCUUCUGCUUGGCUAAAAAGAAGAAGAAGAAGGUCGUGAUCCCUCCUCCUGCUGCAGCCGCUGUUUGUGUUGAGGAACAUGAACAUAUCCAAGAGACCAUCACCACAGGUCCAUGUGGAGAGCAGACUUUGACUAUCACUGUAGUAGACGACGUUCGAAUUCAUGAAGCUGCUGCUGUUGGUUCCCAUGCUGAACCACCCGAUUAUGACAGGCCGUCUUCCUCUCACGCUGAAGGCCAUCUCAAAACUGGCUAA
Molecule: messenger RNA, 633 nt
Organism: Durio zibethinus
Lineage: Eukaryota; Viridiplantae; Streptophyta; Magnoliopsida; Malvales; Malvaceae
Biological process (GO): plant-type secondary cell wall biogenesis
Source: RefSeq, a predicted model, not a curated record